AGGUUACAGAAGACCGCACUGAGUCUGGCGCCUGGUGAGUUCCCACCGAGCUGUUCGUGGCCUUCUCUCCCCGUGUUUCUGUUCCCUGUUCCGGGUCCGUUUUUAUCUGCCGUCCGUCUUCCGGAACCUGGAAACCGGAAACGUUGAUAUCGUCUCUUAAAAGGCUCCCAAGCUGUUGACAAGAUGUUGAGGAGUGCGUCCGCACGGAUCUUCAGACAGGUGGUGAGAAAUGUGAGCACAGACGCCAGCCUCAUCCUGGAGAGAUCCAUAAACCGCGUGCAGCUGCUGGGCCGAGUGGGUCAGGACCCGGUGAUGAGACAGGUGGAGGGCCGCAACCCGGUGACCAUCUUCUCCUUGGCGACCAAUGAAAUGUGGCGCUCUGGAGACGGAGAGGCGAGCGCAACGGGUGACAUCAGCCAGAAGACGACGUGGCAUCGCGUGUCGGUGUUCAAACCGGGUCUGAGAGACGUGGCCUACCAGUACGUCAAGAAAGGGUCCAGGAUCCUCGUGGAGGGGAAACUGGACUACGGAGAAUACGUGGACAAGAACCAGGUCAGACGCCAGGCCACCACCAUCAUCGCAGACAACAUCGUCUUCCUGAGCGACAACGUCCGAGAGAGAACCUGAAGCUCUUUCCUCUUCGUCUCCAACGCGACGACGACAACAACAACAACAACAACAACAACAACAACAACGCAACCACUUUUUUUCCGUAUUCUCCAGUUUUAUACAGAAAAAUAAAAAGGAAGCAGACGUGCUCAAAGAGAAGGGGGGGGGGAUUAUGACGUGACACUCGGGUCGAGGUCAUCGAGAGAAGCAGAAAGGUUGUUGUUGUUGUUGUGUAAACAGACGUGCUGGUUAUUGUUUUUCAUUGUGCUACUUGUACAUAAGCGUGAAAGAUGUUGAGGAAGUUGUAGCGACUCUGAUCUUUAGAAAAACGUUAUUAUUUCUUCUCAUUAAAUCAGAAAUUGUUUCUUUAUGGCGUUUGUUGGGAACUAUUUUCAGAUUAUUGGUGGUUUUGUUUACCACCCACGAAGAAGCUCUCGGUUCUACGUUCUACGUUCUCUUUGUGGGACGUCAGCUGUGUUUCUUGUGGUCGAAGUUUGUUCCUGCAGAUGAAACGUUGUUCAAAUUCACUUUUUAGUUUCACACUUUUUCUGUUUUUGUUUUCGUUGCAUCCGAACAUUUACGUACGAUUUGAUGUGUUGUCAAUGUUUAUCUGCCCAUUGUUGUUGUUGUUGUUGUUACAGUUAUGUUUGUUUCCUCAUUUCUCUGUAAUAGUUGGUAUAAUAGACUUUCUUUUAUUUUUACACACUAUUUUUGUCUUCACAUUUGUGUUCUUCUUCCUCUAACGUGUCUAGUUCCACAAAGAGCACUUUUUAGAGGACAGAAAGCUACAAGUAACCAUUAAAAACUCAAAAGUGUAAAAAAAGA
Messenger RNA from Cyclopterus lumpus (lumpfish), 1434 nucleotides. It is a transcript of the gene ssbp1, whose product is annotated as single-stranded DNA binding protein 1. The record is from RefSeq and is a predicted model, not a curated record. NCBI's taxonomy places the organism in Eukaryota, Metazoa, Chordata, Actinopteri, Perciformes, Cyclopteridae. Gene Ontology annotation, cellular component: mitochondrial nucleoid. Gene Ontology annotation, biological process: positive regulation of helicase activity; mitochondrial DNA replication. The transcript is spliced from 7 exons. Bases 184 to 627 code for a protein of 147 amino acids. Gene Ontology annotation, molecular function: single-stranded DNA binding.